Messenger RNA from Leptopilina heterotoma, 2511 nucleotides. It is a transcript of the gene IA-2, whose product is annotated as receptor-type tyrosine-protein phosphatase N2. Bases 1 to 2511 code for a protein of 836 amino acids. The record is from RefSeq and is a predicted model, not a curated record. The transcript is spliced from 16 exons. Gene Ontology annotation, cellular component: secretory granule. Gene Ontology annotation, molecular function: protein tyrosine phosphatase activity. Lineage: Eukaryota; Metazoa; Arthropoda; Insecta; Hymenoptera; Figitidae. Gene Ontology annotation, biological process: protein dephosphorylation.
AUGGGCCGAAAAAGGUGGUGGCGAGGAGGUCUGUGGGAGCUUAUGUUAUUGCUCUCUACCUUUAAUCGUGUUAUUAUAGGUGACGGUGAAGUAGGUUGUCUGUUUAGUCAAAAUUUGUGUCCUCCGGAAACAUGCUUCAACGAUUUGGCAUUUGGACGGUGUAUACCCUUCUACUUAGACGAAGGACUCAAAGAUUUAUAUCAGUACAAUUUGGAAAUAGAAGACUUGGAAUUCUUGAAAUUGCAACUUGAAAGACUUGAAUCAAAUGGAUAUAAAUGGUCUCAUCCUUAUACACAAUGUAUAAUACAAAAUUCAUUACUGAAUAUUCGUUACAGAUUGAACAAAGACCUAACAUUUUGCGAGUACUUGAGCUCACAAACGGAAAGUCAAUUCGAGGAUGGAGACAAAGACGAUGAAGAAGGUGAUGAUAGUGAGAAUGUGAUUCGACCAAUUGCAGUGGUGAAAUUUACUCCCAGUGAAUUUUAUCCCCAUGGAGAUUAUGCAGAUGAAUUAUAUUAUCCACCGGAAAUUGAUGAGAAACCAAAUGGACUUACGAAAAAUUUUCAUUCAUCAUCAAGUUUCUCUCCUUUUCAUCAAUUUCCGUCCUUAAAUGAUGAAAUUUUGGAUGACAAGGUCGAUCCAUAUAAAAAUGAAAGAAAACUAAAGAGAAGUAUCUUGGAAUUCAUGGACGACGAUGAUUAUUAUCAGCCUGAUAUCACUCAAAAUCCUUCUCUCUACAUUUCACCUAAACAAAUGCAUAUUCCAAAAAAUUUACGGGAGAGUGGAUUUCGAGAUGCACCAAAAGUUAUUUACAAAGAAGAUGAUGAAGAUUCGCUUGAUAAUAAGGCAAUUGAAUAUUUGGAAGAGAAUAAAGAAAAGGAGAAUAAAUAUAAUUUAGCGGACAUUCCGAUGGACUUUUUAAGUCGAGUUUAUGAAGGAGAUGUUGUUUUACCCAUGGAAAAUGAUAAAAUUGAAACUCCUGAAAAUCUUGAUGAAUUAGCACUGGAUUUAAAUUCUGAUCUAUGGUCUCGAGAACUCGCUGGUUUCAAGAGAAGAGAACGUCUUGAUGUUAAAAAACCAGGUCCAGCUUUUGCUUUAAAUCAAUAUAAAUUCAAACCUCAAUUUGAUUUCGAUCAAGAGAACGAAGAGAAGGAAAAUCAGGAUGAUGUUUUGUAUCCACCACAAUCCAAAAAGGAAUUAGGUACAAUGUAUUCCAAUACAGAAGAGCCGGAGAAAGAUUAUAAAAAUGUCGAUUUAGAUCAUGUUUAUAUAGAUUUCGAAGAACCGAUAAAUAUCUGGAUGAAGGGAGAGCACAUUGUAAACGAGACGGAACUACUGGCGGGCCUAAAUAAAGGAGAGUUGAACGAUAUUAGAGUUGAAAACAAAGAAAUUACAUUUAAAGUAAAUCAGAAUGAGAAAAACUAUACAGCUCUCGAUAUUGUGAAGAUUAUUGAGAAAUUUCGAACUACGUUGGAAGAGAAUUAUGGAGUUAAUAUUGUACGAUCCGGAAUUGGAGAUAGGGCGAAACUACCGUCGAUAUUUGAGAUACGUCGAGAAAUGAAUAGCAGUAUGUUCGGCGCAGUGGUGGCAAUGGGAAUUGCGGCGGCAAUUGCAGCGGCGACGGUAAUUUUUUUGAUAGCACGACGUCACGCAAAAUCACGCGCUAAACUUGCUGGUCUCGCUGCACCCGAUCCAGAAGCAUCGAAAGAUUAUCAAGAUCUUUGUCGAGCACGAAUGCAAGCAAAACAACCAGCUGAUAAAUCAGAUUCACCCCGAGUAUUCUCUUCUCUAUUGGGCCGUGUCAGUGAAUCGAAUAAUUCUUCAUCCAAUCGUUCCAGUACAUCAUCCUGGAUAGAGGAGUCCGCUCUGACCAAUAUGGACAUAUCAACAGGACACAUGGUUUUAUCGUACAUGGAGGAUCAUUUAAAGAAUCAGGAUCGAUUGGACGAAGAGUGGUUGAGUAUUUGUGCAUAUGAGGCAGAGCCGUGUUCAACGGCAAUUGCCGAGAAUGAGGAGAAUUCAGUAUUAAAUCGUCCCGGUGCCUCCUUGCCUUACGAUCAUUCCCGAAUUGUCCUCAAUGACCUCGCAAAUAUCAACAAUUCUGAUUAUAUCAAUGCUUCAACGAUUACCGAUCACGAUCCACGGAAUCCAGCGUACAUUGCUACUCAGGGUGUUAUGCAGGAGACGGCAUCUGAAUUUUGGCAAUUGGUAUGGGAACAGGGAAGUGUUGUCAUUGUAAUGCUGACACGAUUAACUGAGGAGGGAAAAGGAAUGUGCUAUCGUUAUUGGCCCGGCGAGGGUUCGGAACUUUAUUACAUUUAUGAGGUUCAUUUGGUUUCGGAACACAUUUGGUGUGAUGAUUAUCUCGUUCGUUCGUUCUAUCUCAAAAAUCUUCGCACAGGAGAAACACGAACAGUCACUCAAUUUCAUUUUCUCUCAUGGCCAGAAAAUGGAGUACCACACUCCAUGAAAGCCCUACUCGAAUUUCGAAGGUUUAUGGAAGAAUUAUAA